Molecule: messenger RNA, 891 nt
Organism: Centruroides sculpturatus (bark scorpion)
Lineage: Eukaryota; Metazoa; Arthropoda; Arachnida; Scorpiones; Buthidae
Product: calcitonin gene-related peptide type 1 receptor-like
Exons: 9
Coding region: 103-891 (262 amino acids)
Biological process (GO): adenylate cyclase-modulating G protein-coupled receptor signaling pathway; cell surface receptor signaling pathway
Cellular component (GO): plasma membrane
Molecular function (GO): G protein-coupled peptide receptor activity
Source: RefSeq, a predicted model, not a curated record
GUGCCAUUANAGGUAUGUAACGUUGAUGGAACGUGGUUUAGGCAUCCGGAAACGAACAAAACAUGGUCAAAUUACACAACAUGCAUCGACCAUGAAGAUUUAAUGUUUCGCCAGAAAAUAAACAACUUAUACAUCGCUGGAUAUUCCAUCUCGUUGAUAGCUCUUAUCAUAUCUCUGGCUGUUUUUUUCUAUUUUAGGUCAUUGCAGUGCAUUAGAAUUACAAUUCACAAGAAUUUAUUCUUCUCAUUUAUCAUGAAUAAUAUCAUGUGGAUAAUUUGGUAUACAGAAGUAGUACAACACGUUGAUAUAGUCGUAGGAAACAGCCCAGGUUGUCAGAUAUUGCAUUUGUUAGUCCAUUAUUUUCUUCUUUGCAAUUAUUUCUGGAUGUUUUGUGAGGGUUUACAUUUGCAUACAUUAAUGAUCUUCACGUUUGUGGAAGAGAAGAAGAUGCUGAAAAUCUUUUUCCUCAUAGGAUGGGUUCUACCCCUAUUGCUGAUAACGAUAUACGGCUGUGUAAGAAUGUCCAUACCGAAAUUAACAGUUUAUUGCUGGAUAGAGGAGACUAAUUUACAAUGGAUUAUUUCUGGUCCUGUAUGUUUAUCCAUGAUGUUAAAUGUCAUAUUUUUGAUAAAUAUCGUUCGUGUUUUAAUAACGAAAUUACGUGCUAUUAAUUCGCCAGAAACACACCAGACAAAAAAAGCAGUUCGAGCUACUUUAAUUUUGCUUCCACUCCUGGGACUUCAUUAUCUUGUAACACCAUUCAGACCUCAACCAGGUACCUCUGGUGAAGCUGUAUAUGAAAUUGUAGCUGCCAUUGUAACUUCUUUUCAGGAAGAGGAAGAUAAAAGUAAUUGUUUGGUACUGCCAUCUGGGGAUAGGAAAGCAUACUAG